UUUUGUACUUUGAAAUAUCCUUGAUAACAACAUAUUAAAUAAAGUUUAGUUAUUAAUAUAAAAUUUAAAUGUUUCAAAUCUAAUAAUAAUUAUCAUCUGUACAUCGGAUUUAACUAAAUAUCACGUACCUUAGAAAAAACCUUUAACCGAUGCGAAAUAAAAAUUUAAUAGUACAAACGUUUUCAGACCCCUCCUGGGUCCAUCUUCAGGCAAAAAUCAUUUGAAGAUUUACGAAGUACGAAAAAUAUUCGUUUAGAACGAUUUUUAAAACUGAAAAGAUAGAACAGAAUCACGUGAUCUAUAUCUCUGAACGUCAUAUCUUCUACGUCAUAUUGACAGAUAUUUAAAUAUUUUCCAUCGUUUUUAAAGAUUUUAUGAAUAACUUUGUUGUUAAGACCACAAAACAUAUCACAUAAUUUUAGAUAACGCAUUUACUUCCUUUCUUUUAGGAUUACGACGCACUUAAACCUCCUGUUGUAAUAGGGCCUGCCAUGCCAAAGAAAGAGAGAUUUCAUCUCUGGAAUUGAUCGGUGAUGUAGUGUUGUAUGCCUUGCAUAAUUCUAUCUGCUCCAACCAUUUGAGAUGGUCUAAAUAUGAGGUGGUGGUGAUUAAUUUAGCAUUUGAAAAGUCCGCAGUUAUUUCUGGAUCAGACGCGUAAGUUGAUAAGGAAGUGGUACAUUUAUUUUGCUGGAUGUCACGCAUAUGUUCUUUCAAUCUGAUCCCAACAGCUCGUUUUGUUGAGCCUAUGUAAAUUAAGUCCUUCCCAAAACGAUGGUCCCUAAGUGGCACUUUAUAUACCCCCGGCAUUCUUUCUUCCUUAGAUUUGUCUUUUCCAUUACGUAGAAUACCAAAUAUGGUUGGGCAUCUUCUGAAGGUUAGGGAGAUACCCUUCUGCCGUGCGAUUCUAUUAUGUAUUGAUUUCAACAGUGGGUUGUAAGUAACCGACACCCUCAGUUUAUCCUCCUUUUGGUUAGCAUCUAUUGAAUUAAUUCUUUUAGAAGGAGACAUCGUUUCUCCAAACUGUUGCGACAUUUUUUGUAUGAUGUUAUGGUAUCCAUGCUGUUUGGCCACUUCGUAUAGGUAUUGUAUUUCCUGUUCUAAGGCCUCUUGAGUAGAAGAGUGUGAGUGAGCCCUUUUAACUAGAGCCCUGAACGCCGCCAUCUUGUAUUGGACAGGGUCACAUGAGUCUGCCGGGAUAUAAGUUGGUUUGUCUGAUGGUUUGCGGUACAUGGAGGUGUGUAUGAUCGGUCCUCCAAAGUCAAUAUUCAAAUCCAGAAAAUGCACCGAUGAGUCGCUGUGCUGUUCGACCUCCAGGAUAGAAGAAGCAGUAUCAUUAGUUCCUGAAAUGAUGGCAGAAGAAAAAUUGAAAGCAGUUCAAUUUUGGAAUGUUGUUUCAGAAAGAUUGCAAGAAAUUGUCAACAACAGUGCAGCAGAUAUUAAUGCUCUGGCAUUAAGUGCUCUUAAGGAGAAGGAAAAUUUAGAAAAGCAAUCUCAGACUUCAAUAUUAACAGGUGAAGAAGUUUGUCAACAUUUCAUAAAUACAGGAUCAACUUAUGAUGCUUCUGCUUAUUCAGAUAUUUCAGUGAAAAAGGAAAUUGAAGAAUCUGAAGAUAAUUUCUCUUUAAGGACUCCUUGCUUAAGAGCACUCCUGGAAAGAAAGAUUCCAGAAAAUGUAGUAUGGAAACAGAAGAAAGAUAAAAAUAGCGGAAGUGGAAUAGAAAAUAUAAAUAAUGAUGUUGAUCAUGGAAAUGUAGAAAUUUCAGACGAAAGUCAUCAGAAAUUUUCACAAAUAGAAAAAAAAUUGAUUCAAGUUUGUUGGAAACUGCUUACAACAAAGAAAAAUAUGCCUUUGAAUAGAAUUAAUUUAAGUAAUGGGAUGAUGAUUGAUGACAUAUGGUGCCAAGUAUGUGGAAAACGUUUUGCUCAAACUGGUAUUCUUCAAACUCAUAUGGCAAUGCAUUUAGAUCAGAAAGCUCAUUUAUGUGAACAUUGUGGAAAGUCAUUUCGUCAAAAAUCACAACUCCGCCUUCAUAUGCUAAGGCAUGAAGGUGUUAGAAAAUAUGCUUGUGCUUUUUGUCCUGCUAGAUUUCUAACAAAAGGAGAUUUGGAAAGACAUAAUAGGAUACAUACAGGAGAACGUCCUUUUGUUUGUGAAAUCUGUGGAAAAUCAUUUACUCGUCAACAAUCUCUUAAUGAACAUACUAAUCGCCAUUAUGGUUUAAAACCAUAUGAAUGUAAAUAUUGUAUGAAGGGUUUUGCUGAAAUGUCUGCAUGUUAUAAGCACAUUAAACAUCAUGAACGUCUACAAAAUACAAAUUGUGGUGUGGAUCAGUCCCAACAAUGUGAAAAUGAAUUGGCUGUGCCACAUCCAAAUAUUGUCAAUUUGCCAGUAGAAUCAGAAACACCUAAUCUUCAACUACCUACAAGUGAUGCUUUAAAUCACAUAGUAGAAGUAAAUCAAGCAGAUUAUAGAGAAAUUGAAAAAUUUACUGUGCUUGUUCAUACUGGUGAACAGUCACUUGAAGUGGCAAGUGAAAUGACAGUCGAGCAAAGAGAACAUCAGGAUCAUCCUACAACGAUUGCUCCAAACACUGGUGUACAAAUUGCUGUUGCUGAACAAAUGUCAGAUUUUACUGCCAUAAAUUUAUUAGCUAGUGCCUCAACUUUUCAACAAAAUUACUGAAAAGAUCAUUUUUAUAUUCAUGAUAGGGACCACUAAAUUAUAGAUAGAAUAUAUAUUAUAUACACAAUUUAUAUAGUACUUUGGCAAAUCAAAUAUAUUAUAUAUAUUUGGAUGUCAUAUAUGUUUAAAUAUGUUUUUGUAUUUAAAUAAAAUGAAGAUAUUCAAUUUAAUUUUUUUAUCUGGAAUAACAAAAUGUCAAUUAUAAAACGCACAGUAGUUAUAGAAAUUGUAUAUUAUUAAUUAAGUACAUUAAAAACAAAAAUUAUAUUGUAACUUAAGGUUUGCAUUAACCAAUUUCCUAUUGUUAUAAAUAAUAAGAGAAAAAUUCUGAUACUGUUUGUAUUUUAAUUGCACAAGCA
Messenger RNA from Centruroides sculpturatus (bark scorpion), 3042 nucleotides. Its product is annotated as zinc finger and SCAN domain-containing protein 23-like. The record is from RefSeq and is a predicted model, not a curated record. The coding region runs from base 1229 to 2683 and encodes 484 amino acids. Gene Ontology annotation, molecular function: DNA-binding transcription factor activity; RNA polymerase II cis-regulatory region sequence-specific DNA binding. Gene Ontology annotation, biological process: regulation of transcription by RNA polymerase II. Lineage: Eukaryota; Metazoa; Arthropoda; Arachnida; Scorpiones; Buthidae. The transcript has 10 exons.